Molecule: messenger RNA, 3038 nt
Organism: Onthophagus taurus
Lineage: Eukaryota; Metazoa; Arthropoda; Insecta; Coleoptera; Scarabaeidae
Source: RefSeq, a predicted model, not a curated record
CGAAAUCGUUGAACGCAACUGUCACUUUUUGUAGUUUUUCUUGAGUGUUCCGAGUAUUAUUUAUCAUUUUAUCACUUAGUGGGGGCCAAUCGAUUACAAAAAAAUGCGAUUUAACAGUAAAUUUACAACAACGGCGCGAUUAAACGCGUAAAAUAUCCAUUUGCAGCGUUAAUUUCCGAAGAAUGAAUCACAAUAAAGAAGAUUGAGGUUAUGUUGUUAAAAAUGAGUUUGGUGAAGGUUUUAAUAAUCUUGAGCGUUUCAAUAGAUUUUUUUUAUGGUUACACUUUACAAGAGAAUCAAGCGAAUAUUGAUGUAAAUUACGACGAUUUUUUACCUACGGAUUUACAAUCGAAUGAUACUUAUAAAAUAAUUAAUGGUUUAACGAAUACGACGAAAUUAAAAGGGGAUUUGAUACAGUUUUUGUGUGAAAUUCAAAUAUUAGAUGUUAAUUCGACGGAGAAAAUUGGGGUGAAAUGGCACCAUAACCUCGAUGGGUUAUCGAAUAAUGACAAAAACAUCAAGAUUUUAACGAAAAAGGAUUAUAAGAGCUAUUUGAUGUCUUCUACGUUAAAAAUAAAGGACUUAUCGAAGAAAAACGAAGGAUUCUACACUUGUACCUUCUCCUGGAUGGGGUUGGCUCCGAUCGAAUCAAAAGCUUACUUAAAAGUCGUUCCCUUAAUAAACGAAAAUUUAACUAUGCUCAAUCAAAUUGUUGACGAUAACAGCAAUGAAGUGCCAAAAAAGACCGACGUUGAUGAACCGUUUUGCCAAAGUUACACAGGACCGACUUGCCAAUUUUAUUUAGGGAAUCAAUAUGUUUUUGUGCAACCUCCUCAUACUUUGCAAAGUAUUGAAGAAAGUUUAAAAGCGGCGUAUCUUGUUGUAUCACAAUCUAAUGACAUUUCAGUGGAGUGCUCAAAAUUCGUUUUACCUAGCUUAUGUUAUUCAGCAUUCCCUUUAUGCAAAAACACCGAGAUGAUUCACCUUUACCAACAGAAACUAAUCAAGCGAUUUCAACAAAACCAAACCCAAACCGACUCAUUAAAAAUAAUCAGGCCCCAAUUGGCGGUUUAUUUACAACGAAUUUGCAAAGACGAAUGCGUCAUUUUAGAAACGGAACUUUGCAACCGCGAGUACGCCAUCGCAAAGCGACAUCCGAUCAUAAGCAAAGUCCUCGAUUUAGAAGAAUGCGAGAAUUUACCCAAUGAAAGCGAAAAACACGCUUCGGAGUGUUUAAAAUUAGGGAUUGACGGGAGGAACAUCGAUGAGAGUGAGACGUGUUAUUGGGGGAAUGGUGCUGAAUAUCGCGGGGUUCAUGAUGUGACGAAAGAUGGGGUUAAAUGUAAAAGGUGGGCGCAUCAAUUUGAAGUUCCAAUUUCGAAGUAUCCAGAGUUGUUGGGGCACUCUUACUGUAGAAAUCCGGGUUCACUUGAAAAAGAACCGUUUUGUUACAUAGAACAGACAAAAAAGGAACCUUGUGGGUUAAAAAAAUGCUCUCAUCUAUUAACAGUGUAUAUAAUGGGCGGGUUAGGCUCCCUUAUCCUAAUAUUAUCCAUAUUAACGUGGUUAUAUUGGUUUAAAAAGAGAAAUAAGACUAGAAAUAUUCAAAACAUGAACAUUCCUUCCGCGGAUAAAAACAUUUACGGAAACGGGGGUCCAAAUUCCCCCAUUGAAUUAAACACCCUCCUUUUACCAUCAAGUGGAACCUCUGGGGGGCGAAACCCCAAUAAAAAUUCGUACCAAAACAUCCCUAAUUUCACCCAUAAAGAAGUGAAUUUCAUCGAGGAACUCGGCGAAGGCGCUUUUGGGAAGGUUUACAAAGGUGAGUUAAAAACUAAAACCGGAAAAAUCUUCGUCGCGGUUAAAUCGUUGAAAGAAAACGCCUCCGCGAAAACCCAAGCCGAUUUUCAACGCGAAAUCGAAUUAAUUUCGGAAUUAAAACACCCGAAUAUAAUUUGUUUGUUGGGAAUCGUCGUUAAACAAGAACCUUUUUGUAUGUUAUUCGAGUACAUGUCUGAAGGUGAUUUGCACGAAUUUUUAAUCGCGAAUUCUCCGGUACAACAAAAAUCGUUGAAUCAAACUCAAUUUUUACACAUAUCAAUUCAAAUUGCUCAAGGAAUGGAGUAUUUAUCCGAUAAUCAUUAUGUUCAUCGCGACCUCGCGGCGCGAAAUUGUUUAGUUUCGAACGAUUUAAUCGUGAAAAUAUCAGAUUUUGGUUUAAGCCGCGAUAUGUAUUCGUGCGAUUAUUACCGCGUUCAAUCUAAAUCGUUACUUCCGGUACGUUGGAUGCCUCCAGAAUCGAUUUUAUACGGAAAAUUCACCACAGAAAGUGAUGUUUGGUCGUACGGGGUUGUUUUAUGGGAAAUUUAUAGUUACGGGCUUCAACCUUAUUAUGGUUAUAAUAACCAAGAAGUGAUUAGUAUGAUUCGAUCGAGGAAAUUAUUACCUUGCCCCGAUUCGUGUCCCAGUUAUUGUUAUUCUUUGAUGGUUGAGUGUUGGGCGGAAUUAGCGAUUAGGAGGCCGAGUUUUGGGGAAAUUGGGCAUCGAUUAAAAGUGUGGAAACGUUCCGAAAUGAACGGGGAAAAAUCGCAAUCGAAAUCGCAACCCGGUUUAAAUCUUUUAAGUCAUUUCGAAACGAAUUCGGUUUGUCCACUUUUUGAGAAUCAAAACGAUCCGAGUUUAACCUGGGAAAGAAAUUUAAAAAAAAAUGUUCCGAAAUUAAGUGAAAGCCAAAGUAGUUUGAUGUCGCGGGCUUCGAAUAACGCGAAAUUAUCUCACGGGCGUAGUUUGGAUAGGAAUCCUUCGAGGGGGGCGAUUCCGUUGGGGCUCGUCGUUAGUACGAGUGGGGAAGGGAAUGUUUUUACUAAGAUAACGUGAAUUGGCGGCUUUUUUAUACUAUAAAUGUAAUUUUUUGUAUUUGUAAGAUGUAAUGUGUGAUAAAUCAAUAAUAAACGAAUUAAUUUAAUUUAAACGUUUAUCAGCGACAUCUACAAUUCAGUAGCGAAAUUAAUCCGUCAAAAUAAAAACGUCAAAUUUUA